AUUGUGAUUACUUUGACAUUGGUGUGACAUUUUUGAAAGACGGAAGCGCUGCGACGAUCAUCUGGCAAUAUUUUUAUUUCUCGGGCUCUCAAUAUUUUAAAUAGUUAAUUACUGUAUAUUGGAAAAAGUUCCAGAAAAAUCAUAAAUCUUACAUAAGGAUAGUGCAGGGAGGGCUGCAAGUGAAGCCAGCAGAACCCCCAGAUAGUGCGCUUGAAAUAGUUUGAUCUCACUUGCACUUAUAAAAGAAUUGAUAUAUAAAUAUAUAAUAAAAUGCGUUCGCGUAGCAAUUCAGGCGUUCGCUUGGACUAUUACCAGCGAAUUGUCCAUCGUUUGAUCAUGGCACAUCAAGAGCCUGUCACGGGCUUAUUCCCAGCUUCAAACAUUAAUUCACAUGCUUGGAUACGCGAUAAUGUGUACUGUAUAUUGGCUGUAUGGGGUUUAUCGAUGGCUUAUAAAAAAAUAGCUGACCAAGAUGAAGAUCGGGCUAAAUGCUAUGAACUGGAGCAAAGCUGCGUGAAAUUAAUGCGUGGUUUACUCAUGGCAAUGAUGAAUCAAAAAGAUAAAGUCGAACGAUUUAAGAUGACGCAAAAUCCAUUGGACUCAUUGCAUGCAAAAUAUUCAAGCAAAAACGGACAACCGGUUGUCGGUGAUGGAGAGUGGGGUCAUUUGCAAAUCGAUGCCGUCUCCUUAUACCUUUUGAUUUUAGCACAAAUGACAGCCUCAGGAUUGCAGAUAGUUUUCUCUUUAGAUGAAGUUUCUUUUAUCCAAAAUCUGGUAUUUUAUAUAGAGUCAGCUUAUUGUAUUCCCGAUUACGGAAUUUGGGAAAGAGGGGAUAAAACUAAUCACGGUGAGCCGGAAUUAAAUGCUAGUUCAAUUGGCAUGGCCAAAGCAGCCCUAGAAGCUAUGAACGAAUUAGAUUUGUUUGGCGCUCGUGGUGGUCCGGCAAGUGUAAUUCAUGUUUUAGCAGAUGAGGCACACAAAUGCCAAGCUGUUUUACAAUCAAUGUUGCCACGUGAAUCGAACAGCAAAGAACUUGACUCUGGUUUACUUUGCGUAAUCGGCUUUCCAGCAUUUGCUGCAGAUGAUCCACAAUUGAUACGUAACACAAAGGAUGCUAUUUUGUCUAGACUUCAAGGAAAGUAUGGCUGCAAACGCUUUUUACGCGACGGUUACCGUACACCUAAGGAAGACCCAUCCCGUUUGUACUACGAACGCUGGGAGCUACGCAUGUUUGAAAACAUCGAAUGUGAAUGGCCUUUAUUUUAUUGUUAUUUAAUACUUUUUCAUGCCUUCCAAAGCGAUAAAUUAGCAGUCAAAGAAUAUGCAGAUCGUCUAGAGAAAAUCAUGGUUCGAGCGGAUGACGGAACUUUGCUUAUACCAGAGAGUUAUGCAGUGCCACAUGAUUUGGUAUCAAACGAGUAUCAACAUCCGGGGUCACAACCUCGAGAAGUCGUUGGCAGAUGUCCGUUCCUUUGGGGACAAUCCCUAUUUAUAUUAGGUCGCUUGCUACAAGAGGGGUUUUUAGCUGUUGGAGAAUUAGAUCCACUUAAUCGUCGUCUAGGCGCUCAAAAGAAGCCCGAUGUUGUUGUACAAGUUGUAAUCAUAGCUGAAGAUAAUGAAAUACGUGAUAAAUUGAAAGAACAUGAUUUGCACGUACAAACAAUAGCCGAGGUAGUGCCGAUCGAAGUACAGCCAGCACGCGUGCUUAGCCAUUUAUACACGUAUUUGGGUCGCAAUCGGAAGUUAGGUUUAACAGGUCGUAAGUCCCGAGAUGUGGGUAUAUUGAGCACAAGUAAAUUAUAUUCUCUUAAGGAUCGUAUUUUCGCUUUUACUCCACAAAAUAUCGACUUCGAAGAAUACUACACAACUCGAGAUCCUGACUUGCUUGCUAGCAAUUUCACAACAAAUUUAGCUUUCCUAACAAACAAUUGGCGGCACAUGUUAGGAAGACCGACAAUAACUCUAAUGGCCACGCAUUACAUGCUAGAUCAAGAUAAAAUACCACUGGCCAUGAUUCAAACAAUGAGAAAACUUAAAUCGGGCUACAUUAAUGGCACCCGUGUGAUGUUGGGCAACCUAAAAGACUUCCUCAACACGUCAGCCAUCACGGAUCUAAGUUUUUUGGGUAGCACUGAAGAUGGGUAUCCAGAUCGUUUGAAUCCUGAUGUUCAGGCCUAUCUGGACGAACAUCUGUUGCGGUCGUUUAGCCAUCGUGGCAUGAUGAAGCUACAUGGCGCCCAUCUGCGCCCACGACAAUUGCGUAGGCGCAUGUCCUGCAAGGGCGCCAUCAAGAAGACGCGUUCUAUUAACGUUGAUUCUGACAACUUGGGGAUGGAAGGACCAACACCAUUAUCCGAAAGGCGUCUGUCAUCUGUGAUCCCGCCACCAUGGCUGCAGCCAAAUAAAGCGAAUAAUGUUAGUGUCUUUGCGACGACUCCAGAGGAGGGUCCUGCAGUAGUUGUGGACCCACUUAUUCGUGAAAAUAUCUACCCAAUCGAUCCACAUCACAGCCGUUCGGCCAUUGAACGUCGCAGUGAGUUUACAAGACAACAAGAAAUACAAGCUUUACCAAAAAUUCUCGUUCAACGCCACCGGACCGAUACCAAUUUCGCCGACACAGAAGUAGAAGAAUUGAUUGCAAUGUUACGUGAAACGGAAAAUCUGGAAGAACAAGGAGAUAUUUUGCAAUAUUUAGUCGACACUCAGGGCUUGGACUUCAAUACAGCUGGCUUAGGUUUGAGGAAUAAGGAUUCUGGGAUGCUGGAGGAGGGACGUGUCGUAACGGUACGUGACCUCCUGAAAGGUCUCUACGAAAAGGCUUGCCAACAGAAACUUUGGGGUCUGGUGCGCCAUACAGCCGGUAUGUUGGGCAAACGGGUCGAGGAUUUGGCUAAGGCUGUAACAGAUUUGUUAGUGCGACAGAAACAGGUCACCGUUGGAAUGCCACCUAAUAAUGAAUACACAAUAACUGCACCUUUGCCAGAAAUUGAGCUGCGACAGCUAAUUCAUGAUACUUACGGUGAUGAUGAAAGUACCGCUAUGCUGACACAAGAACUGAUGGUGUACUUGGCAAUGUUUAUACGCACCGAACCGCAGCUAUUUCAUGAAAUGUUACGCCUUCGAGUGGGUCUAAUUAUUCAGGUAAUGGCAAAAGAGUUGUCGCGCACACUAAACUGUGAUGGUGAAGCAGCUUCCGAACACUUGCUCAAUCUUUCGCCAUUUGAAAUGAAGAACUUGCUCUACCACAUACUUAGUGGAAAAGAGUUUGCUGUGAGCAGUGUUGCACGUGGAAAUCUUUCGAUUGUAAGCUGUAAGUCAAGUCGCGUCAGCAAGAAAAGUCAAAUUGGUCUCGGCGAACAGGAUGGUGAUGAUGCACUCAUAGCGACAAUAGAUGACCGUCAGGGCCAAUGGUUACGACGUCGCCGCUUAGAUGGUGCACUUAAUCGCGUUCCACGCGAUUUCUACUCUCGUGUCUGGAGUGUACUGGAAAAGUGUCAAGGAUUGGCCAUUGAAGGUCGUAUACUGCCGCAGAGUUUGACACAAGAGAUGACAACUGGCGAAUUAAAAUUCGCUCUAGAAGUGGAAACUGCACUCAAUCAAAUACCACAACCGGAAUAUAGACAAUUGGUGGUGGAAGCUCUAAUGGUGCUCACACUCAUGACAGAACACAAUAUGGUGCCAUCUCUCGGCGGGAUUAUAUAUGUGGAACAUCUGGUACACAAAGCCAAUCAAUUAUUUCUAGAGGAUCAGCGCAAAGUUCAAGGCGAUGCCAUGCUUUGUUGUGCCAAAUCCAAAGAGGGUAAGGACCAGCAGGCGGCUUCUGGUAUGCUACUGUGCGGCGGCGCUGCUUACAUCUGUCAACAUCUUUAUGACAGCGCACCCAGUGGUAGUUAUGGCACAAUGACAUACAUGGCUCGUGCAGUUGCACUUGUUUUGGACUGUGUUCCAAAACAUGGUGAAAUGGAAUGUGUAAUUUCUUAAAUUUAUGCACUGUAUAUUAUUAUUCGGCCAGGCUUUGAAUGCCGCAGUUUCAUAUGUACGAGUAUUUCAUAUUUAUUGAUAUAUGUACAUACAAUACUAAUGUCAUCUUCGAAUUUAAAAGUUUUAAACGAUUUUCAACUAAUUACAACUUAUAUAUAAUGUUCUAUGUAUUCGAAAAAAUAUUUACUAUCAUAUCAAGCUCGAACCGUCGUAAGAUAUUUUAAACCAAGCAAUUGUUGUUUAGCAAGGAGUGGAGCAUACUUAUGACACUACAAUAGUAAGACAUUUUUGUUGAAUCAUCUGAAUUAAUCAAAUAAAGUUCUUCUGCGAUUUAUUCAAA
Molecule: messenger RNA, 4321 nt
Organism: Ceratitis capitata (Mediterranean fruit fly)
Lineage: Eukaryota; Metazoa; Arthropoda; Insecta; Diptera; Tephritidae
Product: probable phosphorylase b kinase regulatory subunit alpha
Exons: 15
Coding region: 271-3981 (1236 amino acids)
Biological process (GO): glycogen metabolic process
Cellular component (GO): phosphorylase kinase complex
Molecular function (GO): calmodulin binding
Source: RefSeq, a predicted model, not a curated record